This is a messenger RNA of Pomacea canaliculata, 1322 nucleotides long. Its product is annotated as SKI family transcriptional corepressor 2-like. NCBI's taxonomy places the organism in Eukaryota, Metazoa, Mollusca, Gastropoda, Architaenioglossa, Ampullariidae. The transcript is spliced from 3 exons. The record is from RefSeq and is a predicted model, not a curated record. Bases 1 to 819 code for a protein of 272 amino acids.
AUGUCUGCAGACCUCAACACGAGACCUGAUCCAAACAGAGAGAUGUCCCCUCAACCUGGCCCCCCGCCGCCCUUGCCUCCCAGAUGUCACAAGCUGUCGGAGCAUCCCCCUCCACCCAGGACGACGCAGACAAUCACAAGGACGGGGAUAAGCUCAAAGACAGGGGACAAGGGGAAGAAGAAGACGAAGAAGUUCGAGCGACAGAAGCAACAAUCGUCCUUCUACCACAACAUCGACUGUAAGACAGACUCGCCAGAUGAACAACCGAAAGCAGGCGACGAAGACCAGGAGGCUAAGGACGACCAAGACGAGUCUGGGAAUGACGAGUACGAGGAAAUCGACGAAACUCUGUUGGGUGACCCAAGACUGGGGCCAGAAGGUGGCGUGGACCAGGAAUCGAGGACACGUGACAAGAAAGCUGGGCGCGAGGCGUCUGACGACAAGCCCACUAUGUGGGUUCUUCCUCAGCAGACAGUUCCGGAAUCAUCCAGAAAAUCAGAGGAGAGAUUACUUCAAGCACAGCGUCCAGAUGUCAAAGGUCAUUCGUCUCCCAACAAGCCGCCUGAAUACGGCACGACUUCCGGUACGAAAACAGCAGAAAACAUAAGCAACAUGUCUGUCAAGGAGCUGUGCGCAUGUCUGAAGAAGUGCGGCAUGGGCCGCCUGGCCGAGGUGUGCGAGAAGAACAUUCUGGACGGAAGUUUCCUGGACUCCACUCCUGACAAGACGCUGACAAACGAACCGUUCUGCUUGAGCUCCUUUGACCUCCUGAAGCUCAAGCAGAUCAAAGAGGGAUGGCGGCCUAACGUUGGGCGAUGAACCACUCACCUCGGCUUUACACUUUGAGUGACAAGAGACAGUUCUGUGUUGUUUUUUUCUUGGAAAGCAAUUAGGUCUUGUCUUCAUCAUCAUCAUCAUCAUCAACAACAACAACAACAGUAUGAAAUAUGUAUAGUUCAUAUAACAAAUAUAUAAUUUAUAAUAUUUUAUUAAAUACUAUAAUAUACUAGCAAAAAGCUGAUGACGAGGCAGUACGAUGUCAGAAGAAAGGUGAUUGACCUGAUUGACCACUCCCAGGCAUCCUGUCUCUCGGCUACUCUCCUCAUUUUUCCUGUUUUUAUUUUUUAAUUCAUUCAUUAUUUUUUUAUGCUCUUCCUGGUCGAACUUGUUGAAAAUAUAGUAUUAAGUGCAUACGAGAGUGCAUGCGUGUGUGUGUGUGCGAGCGUGCAUGUAUGCAUAUAUACACGUGUUGGAUCAAAUGACUUUUUGUCGUUUAAAGCGUUUUACAGAGAUAGAAUAUUAAACACCUGUGUGCAAAUAAA